GCGGUUAGCUUACAUCCGGGUCAGUCACAUUUCAUAAUGGCGGAGAGUAGCGACUGAGGUGACAGCCUCUCACGACAUUUCCACUAUUAUUUCUUUCACUAGCACUGCCAGAAAGACAGAAAACGUGCCUAUGUGAAGCAGAACGCGGAAGAUGCAGCAUGACAUACAAAAUGUAGAAGGGGAACCCGAACAGAUGGCGAAGAAUGAGGGGAAUUCUGGGUCCAAAGUCGAGCCCCUGAACGUUACCUUCACCAAGCUCGCCGAUCCCCAUGCUGUGCUAGCCGCUGCCAUGCAGGACGAUUUGAUGGCUGAUUUGUCCGGCAGCGAGGAAGGAGAAGUUUCUGAGGUGGAAUCCUUCAUCCUUGACCCAGAGGACUUGGAAGGCCACCCCAUGUUAGACACAGCGUCCAAACUCCUGCUGACCGCUGCCAGCGAGGGCGCUGACCUCCGUGCCGUUGACCCCGAAACCCAAGCGAGGCUGGAGGCACUACUGGAAGCUGCUGGAAUUGGCAAACUAUCAACAGCUGAUGGGAAGGCUUUCGCAGACCCCGAGGUCCUGCGGCGUCUGACGUCCUCCGUGAGCUGUGCCCUGGACGAGGCUGCCGCCGACCUGACACGGAUGAGAGCGGAAAACGGCGGGAGGAGCAACAACAGUCAGGAUGGAGAUGGGUCUCUUGCUGAGGCAUGUAAUGAGGGGGAUGUCGCAGCGGUGCGCCGACUGCUAGACGAGGGGCGCAGCGUUCACGAAACCAACGAGGAGGGGGAAAGCCUCCUGUCCCUCGCCUGCUCAGCUGGGUACUACGAGCUGGCCCAGGUGCUGCUGGCCAUGCAUGCGAAUGUGGAAGACCGCGGGCUAAAAGGUGACUGCACGCCGCUGAUGGAGGCCGCUAGCGGGGGCUACACAGAUAUCGUCAAGCUGCUGAUCGCUCACGGGGCGGAUGUCAACUCACGCUCGUCCACAGGGAACACAGCUCUGACGUAUGCCUGUGCCGGUGGGUACGAAGAUGUUGUCCGUAUUCUGCUGGAGGCGGGGGCGCGGAUCGAGGAUCACAACGAGAACGGGCACACCCCCCUGAUGGAGGCCUCCAGCGCCGGCCACGUGGGUGUGGCCAGGCUCCUGUUGGAGAGGGGGGCCGGCAUCAACACUCACUCCAAUGAGUUCAAAGAGAGCGCACUCACACUAGCCUGCUACAAAGGCCACCUGGACAUGGUACGUUUCCUGUUGGAAGCUGGUGCAGACCAGGAGCACAAGACUGAUGAGAUGCACACGGCACUCAUGGAAGCUUCUAUGGACGGCCAUGUUGAGGUUGCCAGGUUACUGCUGGACCACGGUGCCCAAGUCAACAUGCCCACAGACAGUUUCGAGUCACCCCUGACCCUGGCGGCCUGCGGAGGUCACGUGGAGCUGGCCAACCUGCUGAUCGAGCGGGGAGCCAACCUGGAGGAGGUGAACGAUGAGGGGUACACCCCGCUGAUGGAGGCUGCACGCGAGGGGCACGAGGAGAUGGUGGCACUGCUGCUCAGCCAAGGUGCCAACAUCAACGCCCAGACAGAGGAGACCCAGGAGACAGCCCUGACGCUGGCCUGCUGCGGGGGGUUCCUGGAGGUGUCAGACUUCCUCAUCAAGGCCGGAGCAGACAUGGAGCUGGGCUGCUCCACUCCUCUGAUGGAGGCUGCACAGGAGGGACACCUGGAACUGGUCAAGUACCUCAUCCAAGCAGGUGCCAGCAUCCAUGCCCAGACUGCGACCGGCGACACCGCCCUGACCUACGCGUGCGAGAACGGCCACACGGACGUGGCGGACAUCCUUCUCCAGGCUGGCGCCGAGCUCGAGCACGAGUCGGAGGGAGGGCGCACCCCCCUCAUGAAGGCUGCACGUGCCGGCCACCUGUGCACUGUGCAGUUCCUCAUUACCAGAGGUGCGGAUGUGAACAGAGCCACGUCUAACAAUGACCACACGGUGCUGUCCCUGGCCUGCGCUGGUGGGCACAUAUCUGUGGUGGAACUGCUGUUGGCACAUGGAGCUGAUCCAUCGCACAAGCUCAAGGAUGGCUCUACCAUGCUGAUUGAGUGUGCCAAGGGUGGCCAUGCCACUGUUGCCUCCCUCCUGAUGGACUAUCCCAACAACAUGCUGACCCCUCCACCCCCUCCUGAGGUGCCCCAGUUGGCAUCACCCACCUCGGAGAAUGGCAAGAUGUUCACUCAAGACUUCACACUCCUCCCCUUUGUGUCUGUUGUGUCUUCACCCAACUUCCAGGCUCCUCGUGUGCCAACCCAGGCCCUUCCUACUGUGGUCCCCCCGCAGGAACCAGACCAGAGACCUGGACAACUCACCUCUACAGACAUCACCGGUGGGGUUUCCCAGGCUGUGCCAGCAGGGGAUGGGUCAGUAAGCACCCAGCUGGCCUGCAGCACUGGAGUGGACUAUGACCAGCUGCAGAAGCUGACCGAGCUGGAGUUGAGAAUCAAGGAAGCCAUAGAGAAGAAUGCCCAGCUCCAAGCAGAAGAGCUGGACACACAGAUUGACCCCAAUGACCCUGCUGCUAAGGAGAGAAUGGCCGAGCUGAACCGGCAGAGAGAGGAGCAGCUGAAGAAAAAACAGAGAAUUCUAGAGGAGCUACAGAAAGUGGAGCGAGAGCUGCAGGAGAAGGCAGCCCAACAGCUACAGAACGAGAUCCUGGCCUUACAGAACCAGGCUAGUACUCAGUCUGGGACCCAGACACAGAUGCCCAGUGCAACCCAGCCUCAGGGAACAGAAGUGUGCAGUGCUGCUCCCAGCCAACAGGGGGCGCCUGCUGCCAGUACAUCCUUCCCCCUCCCCACCCAACCUCUCACUUUCCUGCCCACCUCCCUCACGCAGCAGCCCCUCCCCAUCCCUUCUUCUCAACAGCAGAUCUACGUCCCGACCGUCCCGGGACAGGCCACUGCAUUCGUCCCCAUCUCUCCGCAGUCUUUCUUCCUCCCCACGUCUCAGAACCAGGGCUCGUUCCCCGUAAACUCGCAGCCGCUACCCGCGGUGGCUUCCGGAGAGCCAGCGGCCAACAUGGCGAUCCAGCCGGCAGCCUCCAACUGCCUCCACCAGGACGCCCCCGAUGCUGUAGGCCAGGCUGGGAGAUCAGCAGGCCACCAGGCUGUGCUGCUGCCUGCUCCCGUGUCUUCCACCCAGCCCAACCAGCCCCUGCUGGCCACCAUGGUGCAGAAGGUGGAGGGGCAGGUCCACCCUGCGUCCCAGAUCAGCCCGUCCGUUCCCAGUCCCCGGAAGGAUCCCGACGGCGCCGCGUCGGUUCCCCAGGCCGCGGGGACCCCCGCCCCAGCAUACCUCCCCAGCAUGGUCCCUGGAGUGACCGACUUCACCCCCAUCUCCCCUCCCCUGACCCCGGCGACUCUACCCGUCCUCCCCACCCCCCUCUCCAUGGUCCCCCUCCAGGGCAUGGAGGGGCUCACCUUCUCCCAGACCAUGGCAGGGCUACCCGUGGUCUCCCAGAGCAUGAUGGGAGCCAUGCUGACCAGUCAGAACUUCCAGGGCGUUCCCAUGGUUACCCAGGCACUGCCUCUCCCCGGCAGUUCCCAUGUAGGGGAUGUUGUGGAGGGGAAUGUUUCAGUUGUUCCUGUACCGACUCCAGACAGGCCAUUGGCUCACAGUACUACAGAUCCCAGCCAGCUGCCUGCGAUCUACUCCUCUCCCCAGAUGCACACAGUAGGCACCCAGUGUGUCACCAGCAGCCCCGGCUCCCAGCCCUCCUCGGUCCCCCUCACCCCCAACUCUUCCCCCGUUCCCGCCCCCAGCCUCCCCAUCUACCCUGGCAUCGAGGUGGAUGCACAGACGGAGAGUAACCAUGACACGGCCUUGACCUUGGCGUGUGCGGGCGGACAUGAAGACUUAGUCAGGGAGCUGAUGGCACGGGCAGCCAACCUGGAGCACAGGGACAAGAAAGGGUUCACCCCCCUGAUCCUGGCUGCGACCGCGGGACACUCCAGCGUGGUGGAGGUACUGUUGGACCAUGGGGCGGACAUCGAGGCCCAGUCCGAGAGGACCAAGGACACGCCCCUCUCACUAGCAUGCUCUGGAGGAAGGCAGGAGGUUGUGGAACUUCUCCUGGCCAGGGGAGCCAAUAAGGAGCACCGUAACGUGUCAGACUACACCCCCCUGAGCCUGGCUGCAUCUGGUGGAUACGUCAACAUCAUCAAGCUACUGCUGCAACACGGGGCAGAGAUCAACUCCAGGACUGGGAGCAAACUGGGCAUCUCUCCACUGAUGCUGGCUGCCAUGAAUGGCCACACUCAGGCGGUCAAGCUGUUACUGGACAUGGGGAGUGACAUCAAUGCCCAGAUCGAGACUAACAGGAACACGGCCCUGACCUUGGCGUGUUUUCAAGGACGUCAUGAGGUGGUCAGCCUACUGGUGGACCGCAAAGCCAAUGUAGAACAUAGGGCAAAGACUGGUCUGACUCCGCUCAUGGAGGCAGCGUCCGGAGGGUACGCGGAGGUCGGACGUGUGUUGCUCGACAAAGGUGCUGACGUCAACGCCGCUCCGGUCCCGUCCUCCCGCGACACCGCCCUCACCAUCGCAGCCGACAAGGGCCACUACAAGUUCUGCGAACUUCUCAUUCAGAGAGGAGCCCAGAUCGACGUGCGAAACAAGAAGGGCAACACGCCCCUGUGGUUGGCGGCAAAUGGCGGUCACCUGGAUGUGGUCCAGUUGUUGGUGAGCGCUGGGGCCGACAAGGAUGCUGAAGACAACAGGAAGAUCACACCCCUCAUGGCCACCUUCAGAAAGGGCCAUGUAAAGGUGGUGCGAUGGCUGGUGAAGGAGGUGACUCAGUUCCCAUCAGACCAGGAGUGUAUGAGAUACAUAGCCACCAUCUCAGAUAAGGAACUGUUGAAGAAGUGCCACCAGAGUAUGGAGAUCAUAGUGAGUGCCAAGGACAGGCAGGCAGCAGAGGCCAACAAAAAUGCCUCCAUCCUUCUGGAAGAGUUAGACAUGGAAAAGACUCGCGAAGAGAAAAAGAAAGAGGCAGCAGCAAGACGGCGGGAGAAGAAGCGGCAGAAAAGGAAGGAAAAGCAGCAGGCUAAGGAGAAGGAACAACAAGACGAGUCACCAGAAAACAAGAAAGAGGAAGAGGAGGUGGAAGAAGAGCCUGUACCACUGGAUCCCCCAGCUGCCUCAACCACCACAACCAUAGGGAAAGUUCGAACCACGGACACUGUUUCCACAGUGGCAUCUCGCAACACCAAGAACGUCGCCAAAACGACCAUGGCAAAUGCGGCGCCCCCCAAAACUAAAGACAGGCCGAGCAAAAGAGAGAACAAGAAAAAGUCCAAGGGGAGAGAGGAGUCCAAUACUCAAGCAAACAACUCCAGUGAAGACCAGAAGAAGAACAGAAAGGACGCCAAACAGGAAAAGAAAAGCUCAGCGGGGGAACUGGACGAUUUUGACGAGGCAAUCAAACCAAAGAGGAGCAAGGGAAACCUGAUAACGAGAGACGCGGAGGACGUGGUAAAGGUCAUCAAGACAACUGCGCUUGCGUCGGAAUCUCACUCUGGCCUGAGUCCGGUGAUGCUCCCCCACGGGAUGAUGAAACAAUCCAUCGCCACGACGAGCACCGUCACCACCAUCUCGGUCAAACCCUCGGCAACGGUCGCCAUCAGUCCCAAACGGGGCAGCAAAAAGGAGGAGGGCUGGAAGGAAGUCAUACCAAAAAAGUCGAAGCGGAUGUUGGUCCCGGGAAGUGCAGUGAGCCGUGUGAUUGGACGAGGAGGGUGCAAUAUAAACGCCAUCAGGGAAGUCUCCGGAGCUCACAUUGAGCUGGACAAACAGAAAACUGCCAGUGGAGACCGAUGGAUCACCAUCAAAGGAAACAAUGAUGGGAUGAGACAAGCCCAAAACCUUUUGAAUGCCCUGAUAAAGGAACCGGAUCGAGAGUUGGCCGAGAUCAUCCCCAGGGUAAAACCAAAGGUAGCGUCGAAAACCUCCCCAUCCACCUCCCCUCCUUCCAACAAGCCAGCUGUGGGGAAACAGUCAGCGGCAAAGGUUCCGACCACGGCGACAGGAAGGGUUCCCAUGACGGCGGUCUCCGUGGUUACGGGGAAACCGCCCGUGAUGGCACAGUCCGGAACAGUCGUCGCAGGGCAGAAGCAGAUAACAACAGGUGGAAGUACCAAGACUCAGAGAAGUUUGUCGAACCCUGCCACCAGCAGUAUUCCCUUAUACUCCAACCCGGCUGUUUUAAACCAGAUCCAGUCCCAAUCGCUGAGACACCCGGGGAUCCAGGCGGCAAUGACGCAGCUUCCGCCGCCGUUCCCUCACCCUGCCCCAGGCUGGGGAACGUUUCCCGUACGCCCUGCCCCGCCGGCCGUCGUCGCUCAGGGUCAGAAGGGACCGUCGUCCGUACCGCAUCACAUGCAAGGAGCGAGCACCGUGGUGACAGCUGCCACGACGACGACCACCACAGCGUCCACCACGACCGCGCACGCCGUGUCGAGUUCUACCGCGUCGGGCGUCCCCCAGCCUCCGAACGUGGAGUCCGCCAGACGACAGCUCUUCUCCGAUGGCAACAUGCCGCCCCCCGCCAUGAGAGGAAGAUCGGAGCAGCUCUCUCGGGGUUCGGCCACGUACACAACGCAGGCCCCCACUGCCGGAACAAACACUACCUUUGCAGACAAGGUCGGCCCACCUGGCGCAAGACUGCAGACGUCACAAGCCCAGCCCAUUUUGCACGCAGCAAGACCCGCACACGUUACGCUUCCCUCCGAGGUCAAAAGUACUGUAACCAUGGUGACGUCAGGACUGCCCUCAUCCGGUGGCUCUGUCGGCUUGAUUGGUCCGCCUGGACGAAGAGAGAACCCUCCCAUGUCCAUGGCGCCGGGAGUCGCUAGCGCGUCUCACGUCGGCUCCCCACACCGGAUCCAGUCCCAGAUGUCCGCAUCGGUCCCUCAGUCUGCGCCCCAAGACUACUCCGCCCCGGCGUACUCUCCAUUCAGCGGGAACUCCCCGUUCGGACAGGUCGGGCAGCCCCGUACCAUGUUCACGGUGUCCUCCCGGCCCAAGUCCAUGGGCGACAUCCCCAACCUCCUGUUCCCCAACAGCUACACCUCGGACCAGUCUCAGCAGGCCGAGGGGAUGAACGGUUCGGUGGCGCCCGGAGGCUACAGGGGCGCGCAGCAGCAGCAGCAGAACAACAUGCCGCAGGGACACUACCCCAACAGCUCCCCUCCCAACUACACCACCUCCCCCAUGUCCGCUCCCCCCGCUGGGUCCGACAUCUUCACCCCCCUCCCCGCGCACAACUCCACCCGAUCCUCCACCCCUUCCACGGCCGCGUCGUCCGAGUCCCCCAUCCCCCCGCAGUCCCCUCGCUCCUCCCCCAUUGGCAGCAGUGCGUCCCCCUCCCCCACCCCCAUCGGUGCGGACAAGCCUGGCCAGGAGAGGAAGCCCAAACCCAUCGGCACGGAGAGGGCCCACAAAAAGGCCGGGUCUUCGGCCAUGCUGGGAGAGAUGUCUCACCCCUUAGGACCUAGUAACAUCUGGUCCUACCCAAUCACCGGAGCAACCCUUGAGCUCCUGAGAACCUUGCGAGAUGCGUCCUCCCCGUGGGUGGCACCCUCUCACCUGCUGAACACAGGUGGGCUACCUGACAACUACCCGCCACACCCCGACAACGUCCGGCCGCACAUGUCCCCGCCCACCAGCCUGCCUGCCCACCAGCCCCUCGGGCCGUACCCCAUGGGAGACAAACCACCAAUGGGCAUGUCCAACCCCUCGGCUGGCAGGAUGCCACCACUUUACGGCCAGCCCAUGCAGCAGUACCCCCACAUGGGCCACCCCCCUGUCCAUCCCCCCUCCACCCACUCCUCCUACCCCCCUACCGGUCCCCCACCCCUCCCCCCUGAGGCCAUGUGGAACCACGCGCAUGGGAAACUCCCCCCGCAUGCAGAGGAGCCCAGGAACCAGAACCAGGGAUGGGGUAUGUGGAACCAGCAGUGAAAGAAUAAAACCAGUCCCCUCUCCGCUGUCGCCCUCCCAAAUUUUCUAUGGAGCAAGAACUACCCGUUGAUAAUGGCAGCCAGCAGCCAGAUUAAGACCCUUACCUAUAGCAAUCUGCAACAUGUGCAGGACAAUAGCUAAGAUGUGUUACAGUAAAGUGUCCAGGACCCCCUGGCAAAGUGCAAAGGCAUGUUGUUUGGUACAAGACAGUUCCAGGAAUUAUAAGGUUAUUAUGCAUCCAUUAAAGAUCUCUCCUUUGUCAGGACAGUUA
This is a messenger RNA of Branchiostoma floridae (Florida lancelet), 8255 nucleotides long. Its product is annotated as ankyrin repeat domain-containing protein 17-like. Gene Ontology annotation, molecular function: protein binding; RNA binding. Gene Ontology annotation, biological process: innate immune response. The transcript has 38 exons. Bases 152 to 7984 code for a protein of 2610 amino acids. The record is from RefSeq and is a predicted model, not a curated record. Lineage: Eukaryota; Metazoa; Chordata; Leptocardii; Amphioxiformes; Branchiostomatidae. Gene Ontology annotation, cellular component: cytoplasm.